Molecule: messenger RNA, 1097 nt
Organism: Macrosteles quadrilineatus (aster leafhopper)
Lineage: Eukaryota; Metazoa; Arthropoda; Insecta; Hemiptera; Cicadellidae
Exons: 2
Coding region: 46-1029 (327 amino acids)
Biological process (GO): protein ubiquitination
Molecular function (GO): zinc ion binding; ubiquitin-protein transferase activity
Source: RefSeq, a predicted model, not a curated record
AAAUUAUUGUUAGUGAUCUGUUAAGAGAGAAUUGCUACCUCGAGGAUGUUUUCAAACGAGUCAGACCAAGCAGCAGUGGAAUGUAGGAUCUGUCAUAGCAGAACCACCAGGGACCUCAUCCUGUCACCGUGUCUCUGCAAAGGUACAAUGGGCUGCGUCCACAUCAGAUGUCUAGAACAAUGGUUGAACUUCUCCUCACUCAACUUCUGUGAACUCUGCUCCUACAGAUUUGAAGUCAUCCAAGUCAGAAGAUAUUCUUUGCUGAAGUCCAUCAGAGUUUGGGUUAGCCAACAACGCGGAUCGCUCUAUAGAAGCGUAUUUUGGGUCUUAUUGUCCACCACAAACGCCAUCCUUCUCAGUUGGAUGUGGUUUUUAUGGAUUUCUAAUUUUCCAGUGGCUUUCAGCCAUGACCCUUUUACGGAGAACGAACCUCUUGUCAAGAAUAAAAGUGAUCUCAGCGAAACGAAGUGGAUCGCGGUGUGUAUCUUUUUAACUCUCUUGACGUCGAUUUCGAUCAAAAGUCUGUGUAUUGAUGGAUACAGGAGAGUGAAAAGCGAGUUCUUCGCUUGGUACAGGUGGUGGAACCAAACUGUCAAUGUGCAGCUGGUUUUGGAUUUGGAAAAUUACAAGAUUAAAAACAGAUUGGACGAGUUGCAAGACAUCUCAUUAGGAUAUGCGAAAGAAAAAGCUGGAUUUUCAAAUCAAGAUGCCACAGCUGAAAUUGCUGACUUUAGAAUCGGUGAGAAGGGAUCGUGCAAAGUCUUCCUUGAUAUGCCUGAUACAAAUGCGCCACCUUCAAAGGUAAGCUUUCCAGGCACAGCUAGGCCAACUGAAAACAAUGAGAAUAUGUCAAUCGAUGAUCCAAAAAAUGUUCAAGAUAACAACUUAAAUCCCCAAGACAAAAAGGGAGAUAGUGAAAGGGCGACCACGACUUAUUCUUUGGACGUAAUCUUUGAAAAUCCGCGGCCAAAUCCAAGCCUUGAUGACCUACCCCGAGUACACAAUCGAAAUGGAACAGACCAGAUGUAAAUUUAGUGUUUUUUUCAUAAUAAACUCCUCUACUUGGAAAAAUAAAAAUGUUAUGUUUAUUAAAAAUU